CAUUCACGGAUGUGGAAUUCCCGGAAGAGGAGUUUAUAUUUCCAGAUGAGGAUCCAGACUUUUGCAUUGAGGCUGUUGUAUGUCCUCUGUAAAAGAAUUACUAGUAUUGAGAAUCCAAGUUCCAUGGUGCAGGCUGUUACACAUUCACUUGGGCGCUCACUUGGCCUUUCUUGGAAAAAAUAUCAACAAAAAGAAGAAUAUCAAAAUAAUCGAGCAUCAGCUACUCGUUUUGCAUCUCGAAUAGAAAGCAAUAUUGGAGGAGCUCCAAAUAGGCGUUUCCUGGAAGAACUUCGGAAAUUUGGUAUUCGGGAAGAGAAACGAAAUGGGUCUGGGUUUGCAAGAUUUCGCUUAUCGGAUGCAAUUCUAAAUGGCAAAAUACACAGCUAUAUACUUGAGAAAAUGCUUCCUGUUCAGAAUCUUUUACCUAUUUAUGGAAGUAUUAGUGCUCAAAUUUUUGUUCAGCCAAUUUCUCUAAUUACUCCAUUGGCACAGGGAUAUCUAGAUAUUUUUAUUCCAGAUGAAGGUAUUUUGCAUCAGCAAAUAUAUUGCGAACUUCGAGGAGGACAGCUGUGUUGCUGGGAGAAUAAUAAAGUGGAAAAUGCAAUUUUGGGUCCAAACCUGCAAUUUAGCAAGACGGCACCAACAUUUAGUUUUCAGUUUAAUGGGAAAGAAAGGCUCGAAAGAACAUCAUUUCCAACCGCAUUUCGCCUAAUCUUGUUUAAAGAGCAUAUUGGUGUGUCAGACAAGGAUGAGAAUCAGUGCCUUUUGUGCAUUUGUCCAUCACAACAUGCUUUGAUUGGAUGGCGGAAUGCAUUAAAUUUACAAAGCCUCGACUACAGCGUAUGGGCAGAGUUUGGACAAAUCCAGCAUAAUUCCUUGGCAUGUAAACCUCGGACAAACUUCCCCUCAAAAAUACAAAAUAUGAAAAAGGAUUUAAAAGAACAGAAGACUGCUUUCUCAAAAAGGACGUUAUCGCUAAUAAGUAAUGAUCGACAGAAGAUUGAUGAAGUGGCAAGAAAUAAUAUUCGGUCAACAAAUCAACUAUCAACGGCAUGCAGGAUCAGUCUACUACAACUAACAAAAAAUUAUAAAUUUGGGUCAGAAAAUGUGGUAUCAGAGAAACCUCAUCAAAAUGAUUCAAUUAAAAGUAGAAAUAAACAAACACAAAAUUAUGUACUUUCAUUAAACAUUAGAGGAGAAUGCAUAAACAAAGAUGAUAAAAACAUCCAAAUUCAAUCGCAAGAACAAAAAGACGGCAACCAUCAAAUAUAUAACAGAAAUAUAAAUGAAAUCAUUAAUAACAAUGAAAACAAUCAGAAGAAGCCUAAUUUUGAUUAUAAUCAAUUAAUUAAUAUUAAAAGGCAACCAAAAAAUUCAAAAUUGGAACGAUCUGGUACAUGGCAUUACGCGAAUAAUGGUGGUCAAUCAUGUACUCGAUUAUAA
Molecule: messenger RNA, 1443 nt
Organism: Meloidogyne enterolobii
Lineage: Eukaryota; Metazoa; Nematoda; Chromadorea; Rhabditida; Meloidogynidae
Source: the annotation of a GenBank genome assembly